CUCAUCAACAUUCCAAGCCAAGCAAUUCAGAUCCUAGAGUCAAUCCGUGAAGAGUAUCGUAGAGUGUGAGUAAAAGCUAUGGCAAUGAAAGGGAAGAUGGUGGGAGUUGCAGCGGUGGCGUUGGUGGUGGUGGUGAUGGCGGUGGCCGUGGAGAGAGGGGAGGCGGCGAUAACUUGUACGAUGGUGACGCAGAAGAUGGCAGGGUGCGUGGGAUACUUGCAAUCUGGGGCGGGGAAACCAACUGCAAACUGCUGCGCUGGAGUUAAGUCGUUGGCUCAAUCGGCGACAACGACACAAGACAGGAGAACAGCGUGUGGAUGUUUGAAGCAGGCUUCAUCUGCCGUACCCAACGUUAAGCCCAACGCAGUCUCCUCUCUGCCCGCCUCCUGUGGCGUCUCUCUGCCCUUCAAAAUCUCCCUUAACACCAACUGCAACACGAUCAACUGAACGUGACGGCUAGCAGUGAGAUAUAUGGAGAGAGUAGAAGUAGCUAUAUUAUCUAAAUAAAACACCGCUCUUGUGGCGGCUGCUGUCUUUCUCUACAGUCCAUUCUCUAUCUAGUUAUAUGUAAGAGUUCUGUACUUAGCACGCUUGUAGCAGAUCCGUAUUAUGUACUUGUGAUGAAUAGAAUUUUAAUCUUAUUUUAA
Messenger RNA from Cryptomeria japonica (Japanese cedar), 647 nucleotides. RefSeq names its product non-specific lipid-transfer protein 1. The transcript is spliced from 2 exons. Gene Ontology annotation, biological process: lipid transport. Gene Ontology annotation, molecular function: lipid binding. Gene Ontology annotation, cellular component: membrane. Bases 79 to 447 code for a protein of 122 amino acids. The record is from RefSeq and is a predicted model, not a curated record. Lineage: Eukaryota; Viridiplantae; Streptophyta; Pinopsida; Cupressales; Cupressaceae.